CGAAUUGUACCAGACCCAAAUCAUCAUUUGCAUCGUCAUCAUCAACUAGGUAGCCACUUACACGACUAAUCUGGAUAUCCAGCUAUCUGAAGAUUCAUUAAAGUCUAUCAUCACGAACACGACUUAAUCCUAUCGAUUUCUCGUCUAGAAGAGUAACAACAAUAUCCUCUAAUACGAUCCGAGCAUCCACAACGAACGAUAGCUAGUGCGCUGCCUGUGAAACGAACUCCAUUAGUGAUGGUUGUGAUUUUGGAAGUCGGCAUUUAUAUCUAACUAUUACAUCCAUAUAAAGCUUGACCAUGGCUGCCCCGACAGGGAACCAGGGCUGGGCUCAAUUGCGCCAGCAAGCUCGGAGUUUAGAGUCUCAGACGGAAACGUUAUUCCACACAUACUCUCAGUUUUCUACUGUUGCCAAUAUCCCGGCGAAGCCGACUAAAGAAGAACGAGAAACGGAAGGAAAAUUGGAGGAGAUACUUGAUAAAAGGGAUAGUGUGGUCAAUCAAUUAGGACGCCUACUAGAUUCGGAAGCGAGCCUUACAUCAUCAGCUCUAAAACAGAAUAAUCUUUCUCUCCUCCGCGAGAAGCUCGCCGAACACAGACGAGACCUCGGGCGAUUGCGGUCUGGCUUACAAGAAGCAAGAAACCGCUCAAACCUCCUCUCAAAUGUUCGAGACGACAUCCAGACAUACCGAGCGAAUAAUCCCGAAGCCGCCGAGGCCGAGUACAUGUUAGACGAACGGAACCGCAUCGACAACAGCCACAAUAUGGUUGACAGCGUCCUCAGUCAGGCGUAUGCCACCAACGAAAACUUCAUCGUACAACGGGAAACCCUAGCCAACAUCAAUAGAAGAAUCACCAUGGCCGCGAGCCAAGUUCCUGGCUUAAACACUAUAAUCGGCAAGAUUUCGGCGCGGAAGCGACGCGACAGUCUUAUUAUGGGUGGCUUCAUCGCUUUCUGCUUCGUAAUCUUCUUUUUCUUCUUGUAGACGGGUACAGUGAAGAUCGACUUCCUCGUUUUUGUUUUCGGCGUGAUGAACAAAUACCUUGGCUUUUCGAGUUUGCAUCAUUGUCCUGCAAGGCGUUCGGGUGUUUUUAAGGCGGCCCCAGAUUAUGUUGUAUAAUACGAACGGAAGAUAUGUUAAAGAAUUAGCCUU
Annulohypoxylon maeteangense is the source of this 1154-nucleotide messenger RNA. Its product is annotated as V-snare-domain-containing protein. Gene Ontology annotation, cellular component: Golgi membrane; Golgi medial cisterna; SNARE complex. Gene Ontology annotation, molecular function: SNAP receptor activity. The transcript is spliced from 3 exons. NCBI's taxonomy places the organism in Eukaryota, Fungi, Ascomycota, Sordariomycetes, Xylariales, Hypoxylaceae. The record is from RefSeq and is a predicted model, not a curated record. Bases 300 to 986 code for a protein of 228 amino acids. Gene Ontology annotation, biological process: endoplasmic reticulum to Golgi vesicle-mediated transport; vesicle fusion.